CUGACGUACGGUGUUAUCGACAAAGUUGUAGUAUUAUUUUUUUAUAAUUAUUUAUUUUAGAACCAGUCUUUAGAACUAUGUCCAAAUGUAAUAAUUAUAAUCCUGACAAUGUGUUUAAACGAUUCAAGGUUAUAGAGUUCCCGCCUUCCUUCGUUGGUCUUUCGACAAAACAAAUUCUCGAUGUGGAUGUGGAUCUCAGAAAAUCCGCUUAUCUCAAGACAAUGUGCGAAGGACGCCUUAUGGAGUUUGAUGAAGCGCGUCACAUCUCUGCAUCUCAUAGGGCAUUCAAUAUAGAACCUAGAAGUGAUUCCACUGUUGAAGUAACGUUUCAACCUAAAAAUGAAUGUGUAUCUAGAGCAAAACGCAAGAUGCAAAUUGACAAUAGAUUUGUAUUCGAUUUACGUUUGAUACAAGUCGAUGAAAUAAGAUGUUGUGAAAAUGAACUCCACGCUGAAAUUGGUCGAUAUUACAUAAGUGGCCAGUACGAAUAUUGCCAAGUAUCCCACUAUCCCAAAGUACUUAACUUUGGCCAUGUAGUUAUUAAUAGUAAAGUGACGAAGUACAUUCGUAUUCGAAACGAAUCGAGUUUGAUUGCUGCUAAAAUGUGGGUUGAGCGAGUGACGUGUUUUGAAGUUUCACCAAUGAAAUUUACGAUACCUCCAAACUCAUCAGUUAAGUUAACCAUAUCAGUCAAGCCGACUUGCUUAAAGGUUGCAAGGACUUUUAAUUUCAAAAUAAGAAAUCCUCACGACGAAUUGUUUGAAUCCAAUAGUGAAAAUGUAUCUGAUUUAGACGACGUUUCCAACGUUAUUGAUUAUGUAAUAACUAAUAAAAUUAAUAUAUCUUACGACAAAAUUCCAAAAGUGAUAGUGGUUGAGUCUUUGCACAAAUUAACAGAACAAGAACCUCGAUAUACUUACGUAAAUGAAGAAGUCGGAAUACAAAAGGAGCGAAGAGAAAAAGCCAAAAACUACAUUGAAGUCUGUAAAAUGGCAAGUGCAAAGAAAAUUAUCAAAGAAAAAUUCACAACUGGAAGAGAUCAUUGUUGCACAAAAAUAUUGAACAAUAUUCAAAAACUAGAUGCACAAUUCUGUCGUCAAACUAUUAUUAAAAUUACACCUUACGACUUAUUUAAUGUAUUGUUUUUCCCAUACUCUUUGGAUUUUGGAAAAGUUGCUGUAUCGACUUACGGAGAAAGUGGUUUAAAAAUUAAGAAUAACACAAAAUAUGAUAUAUCUAUAAAAAUGAUAGACGGUACCGGUGUUUUAUAUACUGAAAAUAAACUUGCAGAGGUUGUUAUUAGAUUGAAAUCAUCAGAAGAAACUACAUUAGCAAUCUUUUGCAAGGGCUUUAAACUAGGUGUAUGCGAAGGUACUAUUCAUUACAUAAUUGAUGAUAUUUACAGAGGAAAGCACUCGUACAGCAUGGAUGUAAGUAAUCCUUUGCUAAUGGUACAAGAAAAAUGCUUGAAGUUUGGAAUGGUCACUUCAGAAUGUUUUGUUACAUCGGUUCCCGUACGAAUAUUUAAUGAUUUCAACAUCACGGUCGACUUCAGUUGGGAAGAAGGAUCCCCAGAGGCUCCAUUUGAAAUAUUGCCAAUUUCUGGCUCCAUAGAAAGUCACAGUUGUAAGAUAUGUAUUGUUACAUACGUUUCUAAAUCAACAAAAUCAAAAAACCACGAAGUUAGUUUAAUUUCUAAAAGUAUAACCACUCAAUGUAUUCCGAUGGAAUUAAGCAUUGCAACACGCAAACUUUCUAUUAAGUUUUUACAGCAAUCUGUGAUAUUUAAAGAUAUUCCAUUAAACUUGGAGACAAUAGAAAAAGUUAAAUUAGAGAACUCAUCAAGAGAGAUCGCCUUAUUUCACGUUGUUGAACCCUUGAUUCCGGGUGUAAAGAUUGAACCAAUGAGUGGCAUUAUUCGACCAAAAAUGAUCAUGACUUUCGAUAUCAUAAUUAAAAUAUCAUGCGUUUUGGAAUUUGCUUUUGAUAUUUUUAUUAGAAUCAACAAUAAAGAGAAUGUUGUGUUGCCAAUAAGUGGAAAUGUAGUGGAACCAAAAAUUGUUAUACAUCCUAAAAAUAUUUAUAUGGCGCGCAUUCCAUGCUAUAUGGUGACUUAUGUCCCAAUCACUAUCCAAAACUUUGGCCCUGUUAAAUCUGAAGUAGACGUUUUAGAUACUGGAGAUGAUAAUAUAUUUGAUGUUUACGUGGCAAUCGGAAAUGAAAAGCAAAGAGUGUUCAAAUUUUAUGUGGAAGCUGGACAAUCUAAAAUUGUGUUUAUCAAAGUAUGUGAUAUAUUUCGCAGAGAAUAUGAAAUGUAUAUUCCAUUUAAAAUAAAUGGACUAUUAGGACCUCCUAAUAACAAUUCUUGGUCCACAGAACUUCAUUACUACAUCGGCGAAUUCGAAAAGUGUUAUGAAAAUAACGUGAAAGUAAAGUUGAAAACUGUGAACAAAGACAUUAGUUACUGUCGCAUAACGGGUGUAAUUACCGUUCCAUGGAUAGCAUUUUCUGUUGAAAAAUUUGAACUGGAUUAUGUUCAACAUGGUAGAAAUGCGAUAAACUUUGAAAUGAUCAAUGUAUCAAAAUAUAGUUUAUUUGUAACAAUAAUAACAUCAAAGUUAGCGCCUUCUUUCUCUUUAGAGUUACUUUCGGAUCCUGAAGAGAACGGAUCACUAACCGUAACCGAAAAUAACAUAAAAUUUGAACUGGAUCAGGAGCAACAAGCAGAGUUUUGUUUGACAUUCCAUCCAAAAGGUCACGGAAAAUUUGUCACAACUGCCGUUUUGUAUUUGGAUAAACAUAUGACUAUACCUUAUUACAACUUAACGUUUGUUGGAAGGAGAGAAACGCCGCUGAUGACGCCCAGUGAGUACAGAAUAAUAUUCCCACCUUGUUAUGUUGGAACCGAAAUAACACGAAUUAUCACUAUCGAUAUGGAGGAGGAAUCUGACUUGGAUUCAUUUAACUGUUAUUUUAAAGAGGAUGCGAGUCUUAUUGUUGAAUUAGUUGACGUUCAAAUUAUUGAAAAAAAUGAAAUGCUGCAUACGAUCGUUACGGUUGAACUGAAAGUUUGCACUCAAGCGCCUUAUAUUGGAAAUGUGAUCGUUCAUUUUAAUCAUGAUUGUGGCUCAGUCUGUGAUGUUGAAGUCCAUUUUUGUGUCACAUAUUGUCUAAUCACCUUGCAUGCUAAUCACCUUGUUGAACCUGAGGACAAUCCCUACCCUUACUUUCCGUUGAGGAGCCAAGUUAAUCUUUAUGACUACUUAACGCAGUGUUCAAAAUUUUUGGAAAAAUGGAUGUUUCAACAAGGUUUUAGAAGAGAUUUGUACCCAGUCAUACCUGAUACAUUUCACGCAUUAUCGUCUACGUUGUCGACACAAUCUGGUACAAAGACAAAAGGCAUAAAUGUAUCUUACUUGAAUUUUGUCAGGAGGAUUGCAGGCCCUCUUAUGAAGCACGUACGAAAAAUAUCUGUUCAUGGUGUUGACGAAUCAUUUAAGUUUGUUAAAGAAAUUCAUGACACAUAUAGAGAAGUCAUUAAUUUAUUGAAAUCACGAGGUGCCAAUUUGUGGGUCUUACAAGCGAAAUACCUCUUGAGUUAUGAACAAUUCGUAACUUAUUCGGAAAAUGUUGCGCCAAAGUGCAAUGCAGACAUUGUAUUAACACAACAAUUGACAUCAGAUGUUGAACUUUUUAAAAGGUUAAAUAAGCAAAGUUGGCUCGACUUCAUCUUACAAAGUUACAAAGUUUUUGUCAUGGACAGUUGUUUCUUUGAAUGUGUUUGUGUUAGCACUCAACCCAGAGACAUAAUCAAAGUGUUAAUUGACUGGUUCAAUGAACAGAUAUUGAUUCAACAUCACAAACUUAUCAAAAAAAAGAAACCAGUAAAACUAAUCACCAAUAUAACAACAGACUUAUCAGAUGGCAUUGCCAUUGCGUCGGCCUUAACGAAUUAUUGCCCGUUUCUGAUGGAACAUUUUUCAUUAUUCUGUGAGGUGCAAGAUAAAAGUAUUGAGGGAGACAUUAUAAAUAACGCGUGCCUGAUUAUUGAAGCUAUGAACCUAUUGAAACUUUAUUUUCCACUAUCAACUAAAGACUUUUUUCAACCUAAUUAUUUACAAAUGCUGUUUUUGUCUAUACACCUUUAUGUAGUAUUGCCAAUGUUUAAAACAAAAGAUACGAUCAAGUUUCAGCCACCACUUUUAAGAAGUUCUUCACGCUUAAUCGCAAUAUGUCCCACAAGCCAGGAAUCGCUCAUAUUUAGUUUUAUGAUUCUUAACAACCAUAGAAACAAUUUUGUGGUUGAAAAGGCUCCUUCACAAGAUAAUGGAAAGAAGAUGUUUUUAAGCGUUAAAUAUACAGCUAAUUUUGUGUCUGAAGAAAGCUGCAUUCUCCUAGUGCAUGGUUACAAUAAAACUCGAAUCUUUGACACAUACAUUGUAUUUAUGCUACGUGGACAUGUCGGAGUGUUGAAUCCAGUUAGAAAAUGUAAAGUGACUGGACCAUUAUAUAGACCUAAUAGAGUUGAUAUUCUGUUGUCAUCACCAUUUCUAACGACGGCCAUAUUUCAAAUCCAAAUCACAGACGCGGAACCAUCAAUACCCGUAUAUUUUGAAGAAACACCCAAAUCUAGAUUUUACUUACGACGUUUAAAUUUAAUUGACAAAGAAAUAACUUUGAAUGGUGCACCAAAGGAACAACAAGAAAUAACAGACCAUAAACUGUAUUUGCAAAUGAUAUGUCUAAGUACCCAAGUAGGUAACUCAUGGAUUUGGUUUACGAGUGACAUUGGGCAGUUUUUUGUGAGAGUAACGACACAACCUCGUUGGGAUAUACCGAUAGACAGCUUGCAAGCAAAAGUACAAUCGUGGCCUAUGGACCCCUGCAGCUGCGGGGAGGCUUGCGAGUGCUACAGAACUACUGUACUCUUGAUACCGCACCGCAACGAGUUGAUGGUUAAAGCCAUGCGUUAUGCAUUACUCGAACAUGCAUCUGGCGCCAUGAUGCAAAUAUUUGAUCAAUUAAUUGAAACAACGACUGGCAAAAUAAUUCUCACUAUGCUAUUUGAAGAAGGAGGAACCACUAUGUCGGAUGUGAACCAUAUUCUUCGAAGCAGCAACUCGUUCAGGAUCAGCUCCCGCGCGUUGACGCCGCGCAUCGAGCGCGUCACACUGUCGCACCAUAGCAACGCGAUGUUGGCGCUCCCCGUCACUGUCCCGGCACAUGACAAGUUUGAGAAAUAUUCGAUUACGUUUACUUCUGAUUGUGGUAUGGAUAUUCGUACUUACAGAAUAUUCUUCAUUGAAUCCAGUGGAAACUUGACAUCCGAGACAAUGUUGUAGUGAUAUGUGAACUUGAAGAUAUUUUUUAAAUAUCGGGAUAUAGUUCAACAGAUUCGUCUACUAAAACAUGUUUCAGAUUUUUCGCCUUUUGUGGAUAUCAAAAUAAAACGGCUCAGCAUGUAAAUCCUGUUACCGAGUGCACGCUUGGCCGAUACAAAUAUUCGUUCGACAAGUUUGUCACAAAAUGCCAAUUCAUUUUUUUCGAUAAGUACUCGUUUCCACUUUUUUGAACAGCCAUUAAGUGGACGAUGACGCUUGUCUUUUUAUUGGUUACGAGAAACCAGUAAGUAAAACUGGAAGCUUACCGACUCGAAGUCUGUCGAAUGUCUGUAGAUCCUGCUUGUAAUCAAUUAAAAACAAGAUGUUGUGGGUAUGGCACGAUCCUCAAGCCACUGUUCCUAGUUAUUGUGAUUUUACUAUUUUUAAAUUUUGUUCAUAACUAUGUAAAUCAUUUACUUUUAUUUAUGCAUAUACGUGACUUCUUAAUAAUUUAGUUUUUUCCUUUAAUUUAUGUAAACGUUAUUCAAAAAUAAAUCGAUUAUCAUAUCGUUGAAACUAACUACAAUAAUUUUAAAUUGCGAUUUUUCUCGAAAGUAGGUAAUACCUACUAGCUUGUGCUAGCAACUUUACCUAUCUGGGUGCUUGAGAACUACUUCCUAUUCCUGUUAUUUUGUGAUUAUGAGCUAUAUUACUACCAAGUUUCAUCAAAACCGUCUAGUAGUUUACCGACUUUCGCGUUUUUAAUAACAUGGUACUAUUUUCAUG
Helicoverpa armigera (cotton bollworm) is the source of this 6107-nucleotide messenger RNA. RefSeq lists its product as uncharacterized. NCBI's taxonomy places the organism in Eukaryota, Metazoa, Arthropoda, Insecta, Lepidoptera, Noctuidae. Gene Ontology annotation, biological process: cilium assembly. Gene Ontology annotation, cellular component: cilium. Gene Ontology annotation, molecular function: protein binding. The transcript is spliced from 5 exons. The record is from RefSeq and is a predicted model, not a curated record. The coding region runs from base 78 to 5342 and encodes 1754 amino acids.